Molecule: messenger RNA, 864 nt
Organism: Hyphopichia burtonii NRRL Y-1933
Lineage: Eukaryota; Fungi; Ascomycota; Pichiomycetes; Serinales; Debaryomycetaceae
Exons: 1
Coding region: 1-864 (287 amino acids)
Molecular function (GO): protein binding
Source: RefSeq, a predicted model, not a curated record
AUGAUACUCAACACGAAAAUAACUUCAAAAGUAUAUGUUGGUCAUGAGUUUAAUACGAUUAAUUCAUUAUGUUUGAUUGAACCAACUUCGAUAUUUGUCACUGGAGGUACUGAUUCAAUAAUCAAGCUUCAUACCGAUGAUGAUCUCUUGAAUUUACCCAAAGAACAUAAUGGAUCAAUUAAUGGGAUUGAUUAUUUCAAAGAUAAUUUGAUUUCAGUGAGUAGUGAUGGACAACUAAUUAAUUGGGACUUGGUAAAACAGAAGAAAAAACUUGGUUAUGCAAAGAGUAAAGAUAAUUUAACUAGUUGUGCUAAAUUAAAUGACCGAUUAUGGUGUUGUGGAGGAUACAAUCAUCGAUUAUAUUUUUAUGAUUCUAGAGUAUCGAAAAGCUUCUAUUCGAUGAAUAUAGGUAAGGAUAUAAUCAAUGAUAUUAAUUAUAAAGACCAAGACGUGAUUGGAAUAUCUAAUUCCGAUGGUUGUUUUUAUCAAAUUGAUUUACGUAAUAGUAAUCAAAUAAUCGAUGAGUAUAAUAAAGGAUCAAUUAUGUCCAAUUAUUAUAACGACACAUUACAAAAAGAUUUACUUUUCUUUGAAAAUGGUGACUUAGUAAUUGAUUCUUUUUCAAUUAGUACCUUUAAAAGAAAUUAUAAGUAUAACGCUCAAUUGAUUGAUUAUAAUGGUAAUCAUUGGAUAAUUGCCGGGAAUCAAUCAAAAAUCGACGUCUGGAAUUAUCAAGAAGGUUACGUCGACUCGCUAGCAAACAAUUUGGUAGACGUAGUAAGUGAAGUAAAGUUUAAUAAGUAUGGUAACCAAAUAAUUGGAACCUCUAGUGAUAAAGUAGUUAUUUGGCAAAAUGUAUUUUAA